AGCUUGCUGGCGGGGAGGGCAACAAGCAGCGGCAUCUUGGAGCGCCUUCUUUCCCCAGUGCCCUUUCAUCUCUCCCAGUCCGCUCCUCUCUCGUACCUACAGCCUUUUCUUCUCCCUCCACUCCUCCUACCUUGUUAUUUCUCCUUGUCUCCCCCUUCUCUUACCAUUUUUAGGUUUUUGGGGUUUUUUGAUUUCCUUCUCUUUCUUCUUCCCCCAUCCUGUUCCUUUUUGGACCAUCUUCGUCUAGUGCCUCUUAAUUUCUUGAUUUUUUUUUUCCUUGGACUUUGCCUUGUCAUGUCAAGAUGGAAGCAAGGCAUGACUGGCUCUCCUCAUCCCCCCAUGAGGGCUUCGAGCAGAUGAGACUGAAGAGCAGACCCAGAGAGCCUUCUCCAAGCCUCACCAGAGUAGGUGCGAACUUCUACAGCACUGUCAAGCAGCAGGACUACAGUGCCAGUGUCUGGCUGAGGAGGAAAGACAAACUGGAGCACUCACAGCAAAGAUGCAUUGUGAUCUUUGCACUGGUAUGCUGCUUUGCAAUUCUGGUUGCACUGAUAUUUUCGGCAGUGGAUAUUAUGGGAGAAGAUGAGGAUGGACUCUCAGAAAAGAACUGUCAAAAUAACUGUCGGGUUGCUCUUGUGGAAAAUAUUCCUGAAGGGAUCAACUAUUCAGACAAUGCACCAUCCCAUUUGUCUCUUUUCCAAGGCUGGAUGAAUUUGCUUAAUAUGGCUGAAAAGUCUGUUGACAUAGUAUCUUCCCAGUGGGACCUCAAUCACAGUCAUCCAUCAGCAUGCCAGGGGCAGCGUCUUUUUGAAAAGUUGCUUGAACUGGCAUCCCGAAAUAUUGAGAUAAAGCUAGUGAGUGAUAUACUGCCCAUGGAAUCAAAGGUAUUAAACGACUUGAAAACAAAGGGUGCUGAAGUGUUGUAUAUGAACAUGUCAGCAUAUAAUGAAGGUCGGCUUCAGUCAUCUUUCUGGAUUGUUGAUAAACAGCAUGUAUACAUUGGAAGUGCCAGCCUAGACUGGAGAUCGUUGGGACAGAUGAAGGAACUUGGCGUCAUCGUAUACAACUGCAGCUGCCUAGUCCUGGAUUUGCAGAGGAUAUUUGCCCUGUAUAGCUCAUUAAGAUACAAGAAUAAAGUACCUCCAAGUUGGUCUAAGAGACUAUAUGGAGUGUACGAUACUCAAAAUAAACUGACACUGCAGCUGAACGAGACAAAAUCAGAAGCUUUUGUAUCGAAUUCACCUAAACUCUUCUGCCCAAAGGACAGAGUCCUGGAUAUUGAAGCUAUAUACAGUGUUAUCGAUGAUGCCAAGCAGUUUGUAUACAUAGCCGUCAUGGACUACUUGCCAAUCGUCAUUGACACCAAUGCUAAACGGUACUGGCCAUAUUUAGAUGGGAAGAUAAGAGAAGCAUUAGUAUUACGAAGUAUUAAAGUACGACUUCUCAUAAGUUUCUCAAGAGACACAGACCCCCUUACUUUUAACUUUGUUUCAUCUCUGAAAGCUAUUUGCACUGAAGUUCCAAGCUGUAGUUUGAAAGUUAAAUUCUUUGACCUUGAGGAAGAGAGUGCAUGCUUUCUUAAAGAACAGAAGAACACUUCCCUUCCCAAAUUAAAUCGUAACAAAUAUAUGGUGACCGAUGGAGCUGCAUAUAUUGGUAAUUUUGAUUGGGUAGGAAAUGCUUUUACGCAGAAUGCUGGAGCUGGCCUUGUUAUCAACCAAGCAGACACGGGGAACAGCACAAGCAUCAUUAAGCAACUCAAGGCUGUUUUUGAAAGGGACUGGUAUUCACAUUAUGCCAAAAGUUUACAACCAACAAAAAUCCCAAACUGCUUUAAUCACAAACUUAAUAAAGGAACUUCAAAUAAGACUGCCAUGAGCAAUGCAAAUUAGAAAGACUAUUUUACUGUUUAGUAUGGCAAUGAAGAAUUACGUUGGGGUGUAGCCUUCUUUCAUAUUUACAGACAAAAGACUUAAAAA
Molecule: messenger RNA, 1979 nt
Organism: Empidonax traillii (willow flycatcher)
Lineage: Eukaryota; Metazoa; Chordata; Aves; Passeriformes; Tyrannidae
Gene: PLD5
Product: phospholipase D family member 5
Exons: 10
Coding region: 303-1892 (529 amino acids)
Molecular function (GO): catalytic activity
Source: RefSeq, a predicted model, not a curated record